AUGGAAAUCGAAGAGAAACCAGUCACACAGCCAAUCAGAAGAAGAAGCGCUUCAAAAGCUGACCGGAAUCUAUCCGAUCCAAUUGAGUAUACAGUGGGAAGUGCCGAGGAAAUGGUGGACAAAUUGAUGAAAUCAGAGAUCACAGCGGAAGAAACGAGGUGGCCAAAAGAAGUCGACAUGUAUAAGCGGAGAAUCAACGCAGACUUCAAAUUCGAAGGAAAACUAUGCGGCGAAAUGACGUUCAACGAAAGCGCUGAGAAAUGCAUCAUUUGCGGUAAAAACGAUGAUCACGUAUUGUAUUCUUGUCAAGGAUUGAUGAAUGGUUUCACCAACAACACGAUUUCCGUUCCACUCUGCAAGUCAAAGUUUCAUUAUGAAUGCAUCAAGGAUUACAAUGCUUCUGAUUAUCAUAUUCGUUAUAUUGCUUUGCCAGAAUGUCAAAACAAACUCCUGUGCCCUCUUCAUUUUUGUGAUGUCUGCUAUUUGGAGAGGAACAAGCAAACUGCAUUUAAGGGAGAUUUGGUUGAAUGUGCUUUAUGUUUUCGUGCUUAUCAUGCUGAACAAUGUACACCGAUUGGAUCGCAGAGUGUGGAUGUUACUAUGAAGCUGGAUGAAGUGAGUAUUUUGUUACUAGAUGAUGAAUUUAGAAUGAUUAUUUUUCUAGAAUUUCAAAACUCGAAUGCUCAUUUGCUCUGCACAUCGUCCGAAAAAAGAAGUUCAUUCCCAUAUCGCAGAAUGUUGCGAGUGCAAAGACAAAGAAAAGCUCACACGUUGUCCAACUUGCAUUCGCUCAUUUCACAAAGAAUGUCGAGUUACUAAAUCAAUCGGUGGCGUGCCUAUCGACACCAACUCUUGCGAAUAUUGUUUGACUGGAGAAACUGUUGGAAUGAACUCGAAAGUGACAGCAAAGUGGCGCGGUAAAUUUUACGAGGGAAUCGUUCGAGAUUGGAGCUGGGCACCGGAGAAAUUGAAAAAAUCGACGUUGUUUGGAGAGCUCGGUUAUUGUUUGAUUCAAUGGAGCGGUUCUUCGGUUCAAUAUUCGAUCGCCGUUGUCGAUCAUUGUGCACCAAUGUCUGUUGGAUGGUCGAAGUUGUCCGGAGAAAAUCGAAAUGCGAGAGAACUUCGCGAUGUGACAUUCCCAUCAAUGCUUAAACCCGUUGGAAGAAGAUUAGAUGUUGGUUUUUGAUAAAUGGAUUCAAAAUUUCUGUAUUUGUUUUUUACAGACCGCGAAAUAUUUGGAAAAAGGCGAUGAAAAAGUGUAUAUCAAAGCCGAAUCUGACACAUACGCUUGCACAUGCGCUACUAAAAUCGGAAAUCAUUGCACAACUGCUUCUUGUUCGAAUGUAAGAGACAAUUAUGAGUGCUCUCCUCAUUGUUCAGAAGAAAACGCCAAAUGUAUGAAUCGUGGUAUCUCGGAAAAAAGACCGCAUCCACUCAUCGAAAGAAAAGAGACAGCAACCAAGGGAUAUGGUGUUUUUGCAAAUGGGCAUAUUUCGAAGGGAGAAUUCAUCGCCGAAUAUUCCGGAGAGAUUUUAAAUAGAAAAGAGUUUGAAAAACGCAACAAAUUGGUUUCGGCUGCUCGAGACGAUGAGGCGAAUUUGUAUAUGGUUCAAAUGUCGCACGGUCGCGUGGUUGAUGCUGCUCGCGCUGGAAACAUUGCUCGCUACAUCAAUCACAGUUGCGAUCCGAAUUGCAGAAUCGAGUGUCGACAGGUGAUCGUCAAACAGUCACGCAAACAGUUUUUCUAUGAUGAACGUGUUGCUGUUGUUGCGAUUCGAGAUAUUGAACCGGGCGAGGAAAUCAGUUUUGAAUAUCUAAUGCAAUCCCAGUAUGGAACAAAAGCACCUGUUUGUAAAUGUGGUGCACCAAAUUGUAAACGAACUCUUGGAGAAGUCAAAGACGGCGAUAUUGUUGAAAUUUGUGACGAGGAUGAGAAAGAAAAGGAGAAUUUGGCAAAGAAGAACGAAAAGAAAAGAGGAACGAAGAGAAAGGCUCAACAACAACAACAAGUCGAAACGGCAUCAAAGGUGAGAUUUUCAAAUGGAAUUCUUCGAAAAAAUAUAUUAUUUUUUCUCAGAGGCGUCCAUCAGAACAAGCUUCACUCAAUAUUCCCGAGGUUUUCCAAAAAUUUGCUGAUUCUUUUGAUGGAAAUUCAGCGGAGAAGAAAAAGUUGAUUGCCACUGGAAAACAAUUUGAAAGUCUCGAAUACCAGGCACAAUUUCUGAACAACGCUUUUCUCACUCUGAUCAAAUGUGAGUUUUUUUUUUGAAAUUGUGAAUUUAUAAAUAUUUCAUUCUUCUGAAUUUCAGAUGACGACGAGAAAAUGCCAAAAUUAGAAGUCGAAGAAAUUCCAGAAGAAAUUCCAGAUGUGAAACCGAGUGUGAAGAAACGCGGUCGGGCUCUUUCGGCCAAAAAUCCACCGAAUCUCACCGUCUCACUUCGUAAAACCAGAUCCAGAUCCAGAACAAUUCCCGCUCCACCAGCUUUGGAUUCUGAAAUUCUUUCGGAUCCAAACGAACCAGGACCAUCACCAUAUUCAAAUCCAGAUGCUCUUCCACCAGGCCCAUCAACAUCUUUCCAAUUCUAA
This is a messenger RNA of Caenorhabditis angaria, 2587 nucleotides long. Lineage: Eukaryota; Metazoa; Nematoda; Chromadorea; Rhabditida; Rhabditidae. The record is from the annotation of a GenBank genome assembly.